AUGCUCGUCAACAACAUGUGGACUGUCCUCUCGAUGUCGAGUCUGCUAUUCUCGGCCACUCCGGCCAUGGCCACAUACAUCGACCGUCUAGUUCCCCGCAACAGUAUGACCCUCGUGGGCUGUUACAGCAGUAAGGAGGGUCUCUCGGAUCAAGUCUCGUACACCUUCCAGAGUUCCGGUUGGUGUUUUGAUCGCUGCAAUGGCAAGAAAGCCGCCGUGUUCGCCCUCACGUCCGGCACGGAUUGUCUGUGUGGUAACGAAUUACCUCCCUCAUCAUCCAAGGUGGACAGCUCCAAGUGUAACACCGCCUGUGCUGGCUGGCCCCAAGACAUGUGUGGCGGAUCGGAUUAUUACUCUCUCUACACAACGGGACUGGAGAGCGAUGUACCUGCGGUCUCGGCCACAACUGCCAGCGGCAGUACUAGUACAAGCGGCAGUGGCAGCAACAGUGGCAACGGCAAAGGCAGCGGGAGCGGCGCCGAAACCAACACAAAUCCCGCUCAAUCAGCAACUUCGAACCCCAACUCCGGCGGCAACAGUGCACCCUCGGUUGUCACCGAUGCCGUUGGCCACACGACCACCUAUACCUCGUACGCUGAACAGACGACGACCGACAUCUCUGGCGCAAUCAAGAGCAGCCACAACACCGCGGCGAUCGCAGCCGGUGUUGUAGUUGGUAUUGUUGGACUGGCAGCCCUGGCUGGUGCCGCCUUCUUUUUCUACCGCUCCAAGAAACAGAAUGCCGAGGGCGGAUUCCGUGGUACAGCCGGAGGCUACGGUCGUGAUUCACAGCCGCCGUCCAUGACAGACUCCCGCUUCGAUGGCGAUUACAUGGCCACGCGCCGCCAGAGCAAUGGAAGCAUCGACGACGAUCACGACUUUUCCCGUCGAAUCUUGCAAGUUACCAACCCCGAUCAUCGCUAA
Penicillium oxalicum is the source of this 924-nucleotide messenger RNA. RefSeq lists its product as uncharacterized. The record is from RefSeq and is a predicted model, not a curated record. NCBI's taxonomy places the organism in Eukaryota, Fungi, Ascomycota, Eurotiomycetes, Eurotiales, Aspergillaceae. The transcript has 3 exons. Gene Ontology annotation, cellular component: plasma membrane. The coding region runs from base 1 to 924 and encodes 307 amino acids.